This is a messenger RNA of Acanthopagrus latus (yellowfin seabream), 1346 nucleotides long. Its product is annotated as amine sulfotransferase-like. NCBI's taxonomy places the organism in Eukaryota, Metazoa, Chordata, Actinopteri, Spariformes, Sparidae. Gene Ontology annotation, cellular component: cytoplasm. The coding region runs from base 81 to 932 and encodes 283 amino acids. The record is from RefSeq and is a predicted model, not a curated record. The transcript has 6 exons. Gene Ontology annotation, biological process: sulfation. Gene Ontology annotation, molecular function: sulfotransferase activity.
CUGUACCUGGUGUUUAUUCUCUUCUCUCAUCCCAUGUGAGAACAUUCUCCUGCUUUUUUUCUGUGUGAUUCAGAGGCAAUAUGGAGCAGGUCACGGACUAUCUCUUCAGGUACAAAAACUACAACUUUCCUACCAAAUUUGUAACUGCAGAGUACAUCGACUCACUGCAGAGCUUUGAAAUACGAGAUAGUGACAUAUUCCUCGUCACGUAUCCAAAGUCAGGAAGUAUAUGGACUCAACAGAUCAUCAUCUCCAUCUGUGAGUUAGCUGGAGGUCUGAAUGAAUAUCCAAACAACUAUGAGCAGAUGCCAUGGCUGGAGUACCUGGAGGAUCGAGGAAAUUACACCCUACGACCCUCUCCAAGACUCUUCUCCUCUCACCUCACCCCGGCUCUCAUGCCUCCAGGACUGAAGGACAAGAAGGGAAAGAUUAUCUACGUGAUGCGAAAUCCAAAGGACAACAUUGUCUCCUAUUACCACUUCAGUGGUGUCAUGGCCGACAUAGAGACUCCCAAGAGCUUUGAGCAGUUCCUUGAGAACUAUUUGACAGGCAAAGUUUUAGGAUCAUCCUGGUUUGACCACAUCAGGGAGUGGCAUUCAGUGAGAGACCAGUGCAACAUCCUCUUCCUGACCUAUGAGGACAUGAUUUUGGACCUGAAGACGGCCGUGACCAAGAUCUGCACGUUCUUGGGUAAAAACCUGAGUGAAGCAGCCAUUGAGCAAGUUGUAGAAAAAUCUACAUUCAAGAAUAUGAAGAAGGACGUAAAAGCAAACUACAAGUUUCUGCCAGAAACAAGGAUGAAGGGAAACUUCAUGCGUAAAGGUCAGAUCGGCGACUGGAAGAACAUCUUUACUGCAGCUCAGAGUGAAAGAGUUGAUCGACUCCUUCAGGAGAAACUCGGCGACAUAACUCUGAAGUUCAUCUUUGAAUAAGCACAAUGUAAUCAGUAGCAGAGGUUGAAUAGUAAUAGAUCACAUGAGGAUUUUGUUAUAAAACAAAAGAAAAAAGGUUGCAGAUUAUAUUUCAAAAAUGUGCGAUUAAAUUAUGAUUACAUUGCAAAGAAUCACUUGUUUACUUCUUUUGAAUAUCGUAGUAUUAAUUCAGCAUGUUCAGAUGGUAACCAAUGCUUUAUUAAACCGCCUCAGACAAACAGGGUUUCUUAGACAAGAGCUCCACUUUGUGGUUGACAUACAACACAACCCUGACUGCAGCUGCUCAUGUGUAAACUGUAUCACUGUAAGCAGCCUGUAUGAUGAAAUGAUUUUUGACCCAUGUUUGAACUUCUGUACAGAAAGAAAUGAACACUCCUGAGCAAAAAAAAAAAGGAAUAAACACAGCUGACCAAA